Messenger RNA from Emys orbicularis (European pond turtle), 1960 nucleotides. It is a transcript of the gene TRIM32, whose product is annotated as tripartite motif containing 32. Gene Ontology annotation, molecular function: ubiquitin protein ligase activity; protein binding; zinc ion binding. The transcript has a single exon. Gene Ontology annotation, cellular component: cytoplasm. Gene Ontology annotation, biological process: protein K48-linked ubiquitination. Bases 4 to 1947 code for a protein of 647 amino acids. NCBI's taxonomy places the organism in Eukaryota, Metazoa, Chordata, Testudines, Emydidae. The record is from RefSeq and is a predicted model, not a curated record.
GCCAUGGCCGCUGCCUCUCACCUGAACUCGGAUGCACUUCGGGAAGUUCUGGAGUGCCCCAUUUGCAUGGAGUCCUUUACUGAGGACCAGCUGAGGCCCAAACUCUUACACUGUGGGCACACCAUCUGCAAGCAGUGCUUGGAGAAACUCCUGGCAAACAGCAUCAAUGGGAUACGCUGCCCCUUCUGCAGCAAGAUCACUCGGAUCACAAACUUGGCUCAACUGACCGACAAUCUCACGGUGCUGAAGAUCAUAGACACCACAGGACUGAGUGAAGCUGUGGGCCUUUUCAUGUGCAAAGUUUGCGGGAGAAGGUUACCCAGGCACUUCUGCAAGAGCUGUAAUUUGGUUCUGUGUGACCCGUGCAAGGAAAUGGAACAUCAGCAGCAAGGACAUGGUGUUGUUGCCAUCAAAGAGGCUGCUGAUGAACGGAGGAGGGAAUUUGGGGUAAAGCUUGGCAGACUUCGGGAGCUCAUGGGGGAUCUGCAGAAAAGAAAAGCAUCUCUGGAAGGGGUCUCCAAAGAUGUGCAAUCCAGAUACAAAGCAGUUCUUCAGGAUUACAGCAAGGAAGAGCGCAAGAUCCAGGAAGAACUGGCAAGGUCACGGAAGUUCUUCACAAACUCUUUGUCUGAAGUGGAGAAAGUAAAUAACCAGGUAAUGGAGGAACAGGCUUAUCUGCUGAACAUAGCAGAGGUGCAGAUCGUAUCCCGAUGUGACUAUUUCCUUGCCAAGAUUAAGCAGGGAGAUAUAGCUCUCUUGGAGGAGGCAGCAGAUGAGGAAGAGCCAGAACUGACGAACAGCCUACCAAGAGAGCUGACUCUGCAAGAGGUGGAGCUCCUCAAGGUGGGCCACGUGGGGCCACUGCAGAUUGGGCAGGUGGCGAAGAAACCUCGGACAGUCAACAUGGAGGAAUCUCUGAUGGAGACUGCUGCAUCCUCGUCGGCUACAUUUAGGGAGACUGACGUGGUGCAAGAAGAGACUAGUUUGACACCAAAUUCCUCACCUGCCAAACCAAGGAUGCCUGAAACAGCCACUAGCAUCCAGCAAUGUCACUUCCUCAAGAAGAUGGGCUCCAAAGGCAGCAUGCCAGGGAUGUUCAAUCUUCCUGUCAGCGUACAUGUCACCGUACAGGGAGAGGUGCUUGUGGCAGAUCGUGGCAAUUUCCGAAUCCAGGUAUUUACCCGCAAGGGUUUUCUGAAGGAGAUCCGGCGGAGCCCUAGUGGCAUUGAUAGCUUUGUGCUGAGUUUCCUUGGAGCAGAUCUACCCAAUUUGACUCCCCUAUCUGUCACCAUGAACUGCCAUGGCCUGAUAGGAGUGACUGACAGCUAUGAUAACUCACUAAAGGUGUAUACCAUGGAUGGACACUGCGUUGCAUGUCACAGGAGCCAGCUUAGCAAGCCCUGGGGCAUCACAGCUCUGCCUUCAGGGCAGUUCGUAGUGACCGAUGUGGAAGGAGGAAAGCUCUGGUGUUUCACAGUGGACCGUGGUGUUGGGGUAGUUAAGUACAGUUGCUUAUGUAGUGCUGUGCGCCCAAAGUUUGUCACUUGUGAUUCUGAAGGGACUGUAUACUUCACUCAGGGGCUGGGACUCAACCUGGAGAACCGCCAGCAUGAGCACCACCUCGAGGGGGGCUUUUCAAUUGGCUCUGUAGGUCCAGAUGGGAACUUAGGCCGCCAGAUCAGCCAUUUCUUCUCGGAGAACGAGGAUUUCAGGUGCAUCGCUGGGAUGUGCGUGGAUUCUAGGGGAGACCUGAUUGUUGCAGACAGCAGCCGUAAAGAAAUCCUGCAUUUUCCUAAAGGAGGUGGCUACAAUAUCUUAAUCAGGGAAGGCCUCACCUGCCCUGUUGGCAUAGCCAUUACACCUAAAGGGCAGCUGCUAGUGCUGGACUGUUGGGAUCAUUGCAUUAAGAUCUACAGUUACCAUUUGAGGAGGUAUUCCACACCUUAAGGGUGUUUCACUG